AUGGAGGGAUUUAUCAAUGCCAUACGGCUGUUAAAGAACUGGGGCCCAAAGCAGUGGCCCCGCAAAAGCGGGAGCGGGGCCAUGGCUGAAGUGGCUGGGCCCACUGGUGAAUCCAAAGGCACUGAAGUUAAAACCCAGCAGACCACGGAAAAAGCCCUUACGGCACCACCGAGGCGGGGUUCGCGCUCGGUGCUCAAAGUGUCCCAGCUGUUGCUCCGAGCAAUCACUGUGCACAAAGGGCUGACUCUUGCCGCUCUCAAGAAGGAGUUUGGAAAUGCUGGCUACGAAGUGAGCAGGAAGGGCUGCCGCCACUCGGGCGAAGCACCGAGGUCUGAUGUUAAGGGCACGCUUCUACGGGUCAGCGGCAGCGAUGCCUCUGGCUACUUCAGAAUCUGGAAGAUUCCGAAGCCAAAGAGAAAGCCAGGACGCCCGAGGUUGGAGGAGGGCGUGCGCUCUUCGAGGAGGGCCCUUCCUGGGCUGCGGAGACCACGGAGGCGCUGCCCGCGUCGCAGGGCGGCCAAGAAGGCCAGGGAAGUAUGGAGACGCAGCACGAAGGCAAACACAAGGGUGAGGAAGAUAAGGCCAAGAGCCAAGGACUCGGUGCGUUCCAGAGCCAGGGAGGAAGUGAGGGCCAAGGUGAUGGACGAGGGGAGAGGACGGACCAUGAAGGCAGACAUCAGGCCUAGGACCCGAAAGGAGAAGAGGAGGCCAGGCCCGAAGCCCAGGGAAGAGAAGAAGCAGGACCUGGUGAAGCCAGUAAAACGCACCAUCCAGAAGACAGCCUUGGUUAAAACUGACCGAAAUUCUAGCAGUCAGGAGAAGAUUCAUGACCCAAAGGCUGCUCGCACAAAGACUUCCACUAAAUCGGAAGGUCUUCAGAAUGCAGCCAGGUAUCCGUAG
This is a messenger RNA of Ailuropoda melanoleuca (giant panda), 900 nucleotides long. RefSeq names its product H1.7 linker histone (gene H1-7). The coding region runs from base 1 to 900 and encodes 299 amino acids. Lineage: Eukaryota; Metazoa; Chordata; Mammalia; Carnivora; Ursidae. The record is from RefSeq and is a predicted model, not a curated record. The transcript has 2 exons.